This is a messenger RNA of Exophiala aquamarina CBS 119918, 1455 nucleotides long. RefSeq lists its product as uncharacterized. NCBI's taxonomy places the organism in Eukaryota, Fungi, Ascomycota, Eurotiomycetes, Chaetothyriales, Herpotrichiellaceae. Bases 1 to 1455 code for a protein of 484 amino acids. The record is from RefSeq and is a predicted model, not a curated record. The transcript has a single exon. Gene Ontology annotation, cellular component: catalytic step 2 spliceosome.
AUGGCGGAUUCAUCUGCUCGAGCGCUGGUAAAGCGUAUCCCCAACGAUGUAACCCUCAUGCCACCCCCACCCCUCAAACGUAUCAAACGUCCUAAUAUUGUCCUCGAAGAAGACGAGUACACGGCCGCCUUAUCUGAAAUCAUAACGCGAGACUACUUUCCUGGCCUCUAUGAGAUCGAGGCUCAACAUGAAUAUCUUGCCGCGCUCGAUUCGCGGGACGAUACAUGGAUCGCAGAGGCUGGCCGGAAAUUGAGAGAAGCCGCCACUCCGCGGCCAUCGAAGAGACGACAAGCACACAAUACAAGGUUCAAUGAUGAUGUGGAAUCGGCAACCCCUCAGCGCUCAUCAGGCAGCUGGGCCUCCGAGACACCAUUGGGGCACACUGGAGCCGAAACACCAAUUUCUGCAGCAGGAUCCGUUACAAAGCAAACAUCAACUCGAGGAGCAAAAGGACUGGACACAUCGAGGCUCUCCUUAGGCGCAUUCCAGGCAAAAUAUACAUCUGAGGACAACGAGUCCUUCAAUACGGUAUUGGCCAAGCACAAUGAGAAAACUCGGACCAAGAACGCUCACCUCUGGACCCAAGACCAGCGGAUUCCUUCAGCGAGGCAGCUUGCUCACCGUGCUCGUGAAGCCAAGUUGAUUAAGCAGAAGGAAGAAGACGAGGCGGUUGGGAAAUCUCUUAUCGCUUUGACCAGUGGUGCGACGGACUCUAGACCAGCAAAGCCUGAUACGUGGAAUAUCAAGAGACCAGACAAUAGUUUUAUGUUUAAUGCAAGCUCGGUUGACCAAGACGGGAUUCACACGGUGCAAGAAGUCAAAGAACAGAGUUCUAAAGCCGGGCCGAAGCAAGUUGUCUACUCGAACACGAGAUUUCCUCCUUUACCACAUUUGGAAGACCCCGGUGCGGUCCCUCCAUCACCCUCACUCAACACAGACAUUAUCACUCGUCGUGACGCGAACCAAGCCAGACGAGGACCUCCUAAUUCCACGGCAACAGAGUACGACGGCAGUGAAACGCCGCGCGUUAACGGCUAUGCAUUUGUUGACGAAGAUGAGCCUGAGAACAUAGCAGCUGCACCAGCAGAAAAUAAGCCGAGCUACCGUGACCUCCUCGCUGGACAGGUCGGCGAUGGAACAGCAAACCCCUUCAAGAUCAACGAGAUACGCAAACGCGAGGACCUGCACCUUCGCAUGGUGGAGAAGCAGGCGAAGAAAGCACGCGACAAGGAACGCGACACGAGGGGAUCUACGCUUGCCUUCGGGGCCUCAACCCCCGGAUAUUUGAAGACACCGGCCACUGCUGCGGGCAAUAUGACGCCAGCGGCAAGACGGCUGAUGGAGAAAUUGGGUGGUAGAACACCCAAGCAUGAUAGUCGCGCUGGGAAAGACGUAGACGGUAGAGAUAUGUGGACGCCUAGCCGGACGCCUAGGAAAAGCCGAAUUGCGAAUUAG